Sitodiplosis mosellana (orange wheat blossom midge) is the source of this 1403-nucleotide messenger RNA. Its product is annotated as solute carrier family 35 member B1 homolog. Gene Ontology annotation, biological process: UDP-galactose transmembrane transport. Gene Ontology annotation, molecular function: UDP-galactose transmembrane transporter activity; UDP-glucose transmembrane transporter activity. The transcript is spliced from 3 exons. The record is from RefSeq and is a predicted model, not a curated record. NCBI's taxonomy places the organism in Eukaryota, Metazoa, Arthropoda, Insecta, Diptera, Cecidomyiidae. Gene Ontology annotation, cellular component: Golgi membrane; endoplasmic reticulum membrane. The coding region runs from base 119 to 1279 and encodes 386 amino acids.
CAUUCAGUCGACAGUCAGAUUGUGUUCGAACGUGCUACCGUUAAAACAGCUAGGAGAAAAAUAGAGAAUAAAGUGAACGCUUUGGAAAGUGAAAAGUGAUUAAUUCUUUCGAUUCAAAAUGACUGUUAAUAUUUUCGGCGUAGUUAAAAAUAUCUGGACCAGCAAUGGAAAAAUUAAAUUUCUGUUUGUUGCUUUGGGCAUUUUGGUGUCAUUUGUGUACGUUGGUGUAUUCCAAGAAACGAUUAUGAGAGGUUGUUAUGGUGGUGAAGAGAACGACAAAAAUUGUGAAACGGGAGAAAAAUUCAAAUUCGCUGUUACACUCGUCUUCAUAAAGAGUUUCUGUGGCUUAGUGUUUAUUCAAGUUUUAAAUUGGAUACGACCUGAGAAGAAUAAAGACACAACCCACUGGUUGUACUAUGCCAGUACAGCAGUGGCAAAUUCGUUGUCCAUGGUCAGUUCGAAUAUGGCACUUCGAUGGUGCAGCUAUCCAAUGCAGGUCAUAUUCAAAUCGGCCAAGCCGCUGUCCGUGAUGGUGUUGGGCUUGAUGUUCUGUAAAAAAUACACCAUCCAGCGAUACUUCUUCGUAUUGAUCAUUGUGACGGGUGUGAUUGUAUUCAAGUUCUUUGAGGCAAAAGAGCCGAAAGCAGAACAAGUCGAAAAACGAAGCGUCGACAGCGAAAGUGACGGUGAAUAUACGGCGACUAUGAUUCAAAUAUUGGGAACCGGUUUGUUGUGCUUCAGUUUGACCAUGGACGGUGUGCUUGGUGCUAUCCAAGAUAAAAUGCGAGCCGUUUCGCGUCCAACAUUCCGACAAUUGAUGUUUAACAUGUGUCUUUGGGUCUGUGGAAUCCUUUUGGUUUCUAUUUUAGUAACUCGUGAAUUUUUGGAAGUCAUCCCAUUCAUUGGUCGUCAUCCGAAAGUCAUUUGGCACUUGGUCACAUUGGGUCUUGCUGAUGCCGUUGGCAAUAUGUUCAUUUUCACGAUGAUCUCAUGUUUCGGCGCCUUGGCCUGUUCAGUUACUGGAACCGUUCGGAAAUUCUUCUCCGUCAUAUUCUCAAUAAUUUUCUUUGGAAAUCCAUCGACGCCGUUGCAAUGGAUCGGUGCCGCUUUGGUAUUCUCAGGUUUACUUGCUGAUGCCGCCUUUGGCAAGAAAAAGAGAAAGGUCGCGAAAGGAGAAACAGCUGAUGCAGACGUUGAAAAAGCUGAAAACAACGACAAAGUAGAAGAAGCUGAUAUCAAAAAAGACAAUCACACAAUUCAAGAAAUUAGCAAAAAUUAAACGUACUUCAUAAUCUUCUAAUACUUUAUAUUUAUUCUAUAAAUAUAUAUUUUUAUUAUUCAUAAGCUGAAAAAAUGGACGAAAAAUGAAAAAAAAGUUAAUAAUAAAAUGAAAUAUUUAGAAU